UAUUGGAAGAGUGUUAAGCGGAAGAAUAACAAUAAAUGGAACCCUUUCUGUCAGCUUUGCAACGGGUCAAAUAGACACUAUCAACCCCAAGCGCAUAGUAAAAUUCAUCAAUUCGACAACUACGUCACCUAUCUCCGAGCAAGUUUGAACAGCAUCGAAGAAACCCGGUAUUCAAUAUGUGUAUCAACUUAUGGCGCAGGUAUUAUUGCACGAAACCAUCUGGAUAUACGCUGCAUGAUGGCGAAAAACAAACACACCCUUUGCCGGACCGAAGAAUCGAUGGCCAUCAUCUGGUGAAAGAAGAAGACAAUGUCUACAGAGAGAACACUCAGCAUGGUUUUCAAGAAGUACCGCGCAGAAAGCAUAUCCAUUGGGUCUACAACUUGAUUCGAUGCGCUCAUCUGCACGCAACGGAUUGCAUAAACGGGCUCUGUCGAGGAGUCUUGGUUCAGAUAAUGGACGGAGAAUGCUACUUCUGUACCGGCAACGUCGAUGCGUACUAUGAGAGCCCCGACGAAGUUAUGCAAUCAAUCCCCAGAACCAUUAGGCUCCCAGGCCCAGGGGUCAAUUUGGAGGCCAUCCCGGCUCACAAAUUCAUAAUCUACCGCGAGAAUUACCUCCGCCAGCUACUCAGACUGUCCUUGACGGUGCUAUCGAAACCUUUCCCCGUGGAAGCCGAGAGCCGGGAGUGGGAAAUGGAGAUCUCGUCCGCUUGGCCAGAGAUCUGGUGCAAGCUGUUGCGGACACACAUUGGACACAGCGUAUUCCACUGCGACUGCAAGCCCAUGGACGAGGUAUGGCGCGUGAACCCUGCGUUUGCCAUGAGGAAGAACGAAGCAGCUCAUAUCCUCGAGGAUAUGGCGUAUAGAACCGAUGCAGCUGGAACUCUCGAGGCCUUUGCCGAGGAGAUUCGGGGACAAGUUUUCGAUGAGGAUGAGGAAGUGUGGGAACUUACCACGGGGCCGACCGAGAGGGCAAUCAACCUGGAGAAUUUGCACAACGAUAAGCGCGACUUUCCCGGUCACCAGAUGGCGUUCGUGGGGUUGAGCAGAGACACCUACGGACGCCGCCUACACAAACUCAUGGAGAGAGCGGUGCGAGCCCGCAACGCCAUCUCAGAGAGGGGCUCGGACGAGUCCCAGAAACACCCCUCGAGCGCGUACUGGCACUCCCACAGGAUGCCCUGGCUAGGCAAAGAAGACUGGAGCCGCGCCGUGUGGCGGCGCUUCCGCUUCCUCUGCUGGUUGUACAACUUCCUCGCCCUGGACGCCGGCCUAGACGAGCAGAUCAUGAUGUACAUUGGCGGCGCCCUGCUCGCCGUGCUCAACCCGUGGCCGAACCCGCACUACGAGAACCACGCCUCACACCCGGCGUACCUGACUCUGGACCCCGACCUCGCCGCCGCCGAUCUCAUCCAGGAGUGCGUCUACUGGGUCGAGCACCACUGGCCCAUCCUCCCGCACAGCACCCGACCGACUGAUAGGCUCGAUCUGAUGCUCAAAACGGGCCUCGAUCUUUUUGAGACGAUCAACCGCAACACGUCCAUUGCGCUCGCGGACAUGAGGUCGCGGAACCGGUCGGCGGACACCAGGACGAAGAUGUACGCCGUGCUGCCCGUGGCGGCCAUCGCCAACGGCUCACCGAAUUGCAAUAUCUGCAUGUCCGAGUGGGACGAGUACCCAAACCACGAGCCCAUCAUGCUGCCCUGCUGCUCGCAGUACGUCGGGCGCAAGUGCCUCAAGAGCUGGCUGGCGCUGCGGGACCUCCGUGGCGCUCGCAACGGGCGUGACGAAACGGAGGAGACGUGGGCGGCGGAGUUCAGUUGCCCCUUGUGUAGAUCGAAGAUUGGGGCGCAUUUCUCGCCGAAUAUCAGGCAGGGCGGGCCGGCGGAUACGAGAGAUUUUAGUUUCUAUGCCUGUUUACGGGCCUAUGCGAAUCCUGAUGGGUAUUGGGAUAAUCGACCGGCACAGUGGGGUGCUUGAUUAGAACGGCUUUGUGGUUUUUCGGUUUGGGAUCGUGGGAAUCGCUCAGGCUUGUAACAUUGUUGAACACACGGACGGGUAUGAGAGUAGAUCGAGGUGAUGGGAGAAAGCUACCUUGGGACUUGAGGUGAACUUGUGCUAGGACGGAGUUUAGAAGAUGUGUAGAUGUGUAGAUGUAAAGGAUGAGGCCGUGGUCCAAUUUGGGUAGGCGAAUACAUAAUAUUUGAUCACAAAGACAUAGCCUUGCUAAAGGUUUCAA
This is a messenger RNA of Colletotrichum acutatum, 2241 nucleotides long. RefSeq lists its product as uncharacterized. The transcript has a single exon. The record is from RefSeq and is a predicted model, not a curated record. The coding region runs from base 177 to 1982 and encodes 601 amino acids. Lineage: Eukaryota; Fungi; Ascomycota; Sordariomycetes; Glomerellales; Glomerellaceae.